Hemiscyllium ocellatum (epaulette shark) is the source of this 1396-nucleotide messenger RNA. It is a transcript of the gene rtf2, whose product is annotated as replication termination factor 2. NCBI's taxonomy places the organism in Eukaryota, Metazoa, Chordata, Chondrichthyes, Orectolobiformes, Hemiscylliidae. The transcript is spliced from 9 exons. The coding region runs from base 69 to 1019 and encodes 316 amino acids. Gene Ontology annotation, cellular component: nucleus. The record is from RefSeq and is a predicted model, not a curated record. Gene Ontology annotation, biological process: site-specific DNA replication termination at RTS1 barrier; mitotic DNA replication termination.
CGGGGUUCGCAUGCGCAGUGCGGAUGUUGUUGGGGACCUUGGAGUGAGUUGUCCGUCUCCAGGACACCAUGGGCUGUGAUGGAGGAACUAUCCCGAAACGACAUGAGUUGGUGAAAGGGCCCAAGAAGGUGGAGCAGGUUGACAAAAAUGCUGCAUUAGUUGCCCGCUGGAACUACUGUGCGAUCAGUCAGAGACCUCUGAGGAAACCCAUAGUCGCUUGCGAACUUGGCAGAUUGUACAACAAAGAUGUUGUCAUUGAAUAUUUAUUGGACACAUCUCCAGAGAAAUGCAUUAUAGAGACUGCAGCACACAUUAAGAACCUUAAGGAUGUGAAGGAGCUAAAUCUGACUGACAAUCCAGCCUGGAAAGGUGACAAGGUGAACACAAAAGGUGACAAGUAUGAAGAUUUGCAAGGUGCUGCAUUCAUCUGUCCUGUCGUUGGUUUGGAAAUGAAUGGUCGACAGAAGUUUUGCUAUCUCCGCGACUGUGGCUGUGUCUUUUCGGAGCGUGCUAUGAAGGAGAUAAAGACUGAAGUUUGCCAUAGGUGUGGGAAACCUUUCAAAGAAGAUGAUGUGAUUAUACUGAAUGGGAAUAAAGAAGAAAUAGCAGAUCUCCAAAGGAAAAUGGAGGAAAGAAAACUCAAAGCCAAACUAUUGAAGAAAGCUAAGAAGUCCAAGGCAAUAGAAUCUUGUGUGAAAUCUGCACGUACUGAAGAAAUUGCGGGGUCAUCAACCCAGAAACCCAAAGAGACUAAAGUAGCCAUUGACAAGAUGCUGAAUGGAUUUUCGAGCUCUUCUGGUGCAGCAAAUGCACAGUCGUCAUCGUCCUCAUCUACAUCCACUACAGGUGGGAAAGCUGAGAAACUUGGUAAACCUGUUUCUGGCAUCACCAAACGAUCUUUUACAGAAACUGAAGAGAAAUCAGAGGCUUACAAAUCCAUCUUCACAUCUCAUAGCUCAGCUAAGCGCUUAAGGGAGGAAAAACCCAAUUGGAUCACACACACAGCUUACUACUACUGAGAUGGCCAGCAAUGCUUAAAUUCUUGUCUUUCCUAAUAUUAAAUUGAUGGGAUUAGCUUUAUUAUCAUGAGAUAGAUGCCUUCUCCAUGUUAUUACAUGCAGGAGAAGUUAAUUCUACAACUGAAUACUUUAUUUGCAGCAUUUAUUAAUCACCUCGUUGUAAAAGAUAAAACUUGGCCUUUGUAUCAUACUAUUCCGGUGAUUGAAAAUCUGUAGAAUCCAUAUAUUAACGUUCCUUGAUGGGUGCAAGUGCUUUCUGGCAAUGACUUCUUACUCAAUAUCAGUUUAGUUGGCUAGGAUUCAGCCUGCAAAUUUGUAACUUUUUUUGAAGUAUCUGAUGACAUUUCUAACUCUGGCAAAUUAAAAUGUUCACCAAA